AUGACAACAUUUGAAAAAAUAGGGAUACAAGGAAUUAGAAGUUAUUGUGAUGAUAGAGUUGAAAAAAUAAAAUUUUCAUCUCCUAUUACAAUAAUAUAUGGAAAUAAUGGCAGUGGUAAAUCGACUAUUAUUGAAUGUUUGAAAGUAAGUUGUACAGGAGACUUUCCUCCAAAUGCAGAAAAAGGAAAAUCAUUUCUUCACGAUCCUUUAGUAUCUAAUAAAAUGAAUAUAAAAGGUAAAAUUGACUUAAUGAUUAAGAAUUAUAAUAAUAAACAAAUAGGAAUAUCAAGGUCAUUUAGUUUAUUUUAUUCUAAAGAUAAAAAUAAAAAAGUUAAACACACAUUUAGAGCUUUAGAUAAUUCUAUAAUUAUUAAAAAAGAUAAAGGAGAUGAUAUUAUUAUUACUAAUAAGUGUGUUGAUAUAAAUAAUCACAUACCAAAAUUAAUGGGUGUUUCUAAAGCCCUUUUAGAAAAUGUUAUAUUAUGUCAUCAUGAUGAAAGCUUAUGGCCAUUUAGUGAAUCAACAAAAAUAAAAAAGAAAUUUGAUGAAUUAUUUGGUGAUGAUCAUUUUUCUAAAGUUCUAGAUGAACUGAUAAAAUGUAAAAAACAUAUUAAUGAAGUUUUAAAAAAGAAAGAAUAUGAAUUACUAGCAAUAAAAGAUUGUUACGAGAAAAAAAAAAAUAUUAAUUUAGAAAUUGAAAAAAAUGAAAAAGAAAUUGAAAAUGCGGAAAUUUGUAUUCAGUUAGAUCAGGAAGAAAUAAAAGAAAAUUCCAUUAUAUUAGAUAAUUUAAAUAAAAAUAGUAAUAUUUUGUAUAAAAUAAUAUCUAGUUUAAAUACAUAUUUUAUUUUAUAUGAUAAAUUUAAAUUAGAUUUAGAACAAUAUCAAAAUAUAAAAGAAAUAUAUGAAGAAACUUCAGAAGAGUUAAUAAAAUUUCAGCAACUCUUUAGGAAUGAUUUAUCUAAAUGUCAAGAUUUAAUUAAAAAAGCUAAAGAGGAAAUUGUACAUCUAGAUAAUGAAAAUGAAAAAUGUUUAAAAUUAUAUGAUGAAUCAAAAGUAAAGGAAAGUGAUACAAUUAAUCAAAACAUUAAUAUUUUAAAUAAUAAGGAAAAAAGAAUAAUAGAUAAUUUAAAAAACCUUUUUAAUUUUGAACAUAACUUUUUAAAUGAUAUAAAUGAAAAGAAUGUAAACAUAUUUCUGUUAAAAGAAUAUUUUCAUUUAAAUUGUAUAAUAGAAAAUAAUGAAGUAAUUACCAAAAAAUAUUUAAAAUGGGAUAAUAUUUUAUCAGAAAAAAAUUAUAAUUUUAAAUUCAGAAUAAAAAAUGAUUCCAUGAAUAAAAUGUUAAGUAAUAGUUAUUCAUUAGAUAAAACUAUUUUAUUAGAUAUUAAAAAUAUGAAAAAAAAACAUACAAAAAAAUUAAAAAUAAUUAGAUACUUUUUAAAACGCAAUUUUAUCCAUAUCCAUAGGAAUUUACUAAAAAAGAUCAUCAUAUUAAAAAAAAAUAAAAUUUAUAAAAAGAGAAUCUUAAAAAUAGACAAAAAAAUAGAAAAGUUAGAAAAAUACAAAGAAAAAUUAAAUAGCCUAAAAAAAGAAGAAGAAAUAUACAUAGAUAAUGUAAAAAAAUUAGAAAAACUGAAUCAAUUGAAGUCUUUUUAUGACACUAUUAACAUAGAGGAAAUUGAUAAUUAUAGUUUAAAAAAAGAUACAAACUAUUAUGAGGAUCAAUUGAUAAAAUAUAAUAAUCAAUUAAUUCAUAUUUCAAAAAUAAAGAAAACACUAAAUAAUGUUUUUCAUAUUAUAACUAAUUGCAACUUGUUUUAUGAAUCUUAUUUAAACAUUCAAAUUAUUCAUAAUAAAAUACAUGAUUUCAUGAAAGAACAAAUUGUUUUUUUUCGUCAAACAACUGACAACUAUAAAAUUUAUAACUUAAUAAAAGAAGAUAAAAAUUUAUUCGAGUCUUUAGAAAAUUUUUUGUUUUAUAAUGAUUCACUAUCUAUAACAUCAGAAAAACAGGAAGAAAAAAAUAUUCUUAAUGUAAAAGAAAAUGAAACACAACAAUAUGAUAUAUUAACGAAUAUUAAUGACAAUAAAAAAAAAAAAAAUGGUUGUGAAUUGAAACCUACUGAUUCUAAUAAAUUAAUAAAAAGAACAGAACUGAAAAAUUCUGUUUAUUUAGAAAAAAAUUUGAAAAAUGAAGAUAAAAAAGAAGAGGAUAUAAAAACAAAAAAAAAAAGAGAAAAUUUAUCAAUUGAAGUAAAAUGCCAAUUGAAGAAAAGAAAAAUUAUAUUUGAUUUUUCCUUUUUAAGUAAAAAUAAUUUGGACAUUGUGAGAAUUAUAAUAAGUAAGUUUUUGGAUAAAUAUGAGAGAAAAAUAGAAAAUAUAGAAAAUCAAAUACACCUAUUAAAGGAAAAAAUUAUAUAUAUUUAUAAAGAAAUGGAUGAUAUUAAAAAUAAAAUAGAAAAUUAUUCUAACAUUUUAUCUGAAUUUAAUUUAAUGUUACAAAAAAAUAAUUUUAAAAAUCUGAAUGAUUUUGUGUUAUUUUUUUGUACUCUUAAAAAAGAUAUGAAAAAAAUAAAACUUGAUAUAUACAACUUACAGAAGAAAGAAGAAUCAUUAAAUAAUUUUUUAGAUAAUUCUGAAAGAAAUCAUUUUUGUGAUUUAUGUAAAAGUGAUAUCAGUGAAUUUCAAUUAAAUAAAGUUAAAUUAAAUAUUACAAUCAACAAAAAGGAUAUACAUCAACAGAUAGAAGAAAAAAAUACCAUUUUUAACAAUUUAAAAUAUAAGAAAAAAGAAUUGUUUUCCAUACUAAAGUAUCAUCAACAUUAUAUAAAUCCUAUUGAUAUUAAAACGAUAUCUAUAAAUGAAGAAGUAAAUUCUAAAAAGAAAAAAUUGGCUGACAUACAAAAUAAUAUAAAUAAAUAUUCCAUAAAAAUAAAUAAAAUCAAUGAAAAAUAUAAAUUAAUGAAACACUUUCAUAAUAAUUGCACUGAUUUAAUAAAUAAAGAAAAAGAUAUUAUUUGUGAAAGAGAGCAUAUUAUUUUACACUAUUUAGAAAUGAAAAACAAAAGCAAAGCAUUACAAGAAUUAGAAAACAAUAAUACAUAUGAAGAAGUGAUAAAUAUUUUACUUGAAUCUUUAGAACAAAUUAAUAUGGAAGAAAUAUAUUUAAAGGAAUUAAAAGAGUUUCUUGAUAAUUUUAAAAAAUAUAACCAUAAAAAAGUAUUAGCGUUUAUUUUUGAGAUGACUGAUAUGUUUAUUAAAGAUAAUUAUGUUUCAUAUGGAGGAGAUUUAACCAACAGUGAAUUAAAAAUAGAUAACUUUAAAAAUAAAUGUGAAAGUGAUAAUGAAAUUUUUUCUAAAUAUGUUUUGAAGGAAAAAAUAAAUAGAGAAAAAUGUAAAGUAAGUGAAGAUGAACAUAAAGAAAUAAAUAUCAUAGAAAAGAAAAUAGGAGAUGGUAUAAAUAAAGAAUUAAAAGAAGAGUUAUAUGAAAAAUAUGAGAAUAAUAUAAAAGAGAAAAUAAAGUGCAACAAGUAUAGAAAAUGUAUUAAAAAAGAAGCUACUUACACUAAUGAAGAAACCAAAAAACAUCUCAAUGAAUUAUUACAUCAUAAUUUAAAUGAUGAAAAUAAAGAAGAAAUAAUAAAUUCAUAUAAUUUUUUUCUCACUUUAAUACAUGAAAAAUUAUAUAAAUUACAUGACAAUGCAUCAAUAAACAUUUAUGAAGAAAAAUUAGAUAAAGAAUAUAUAUUUAAAAAUUUUAAUUUCGCUCAUAAUGUGAAAGUAAUAAUAAAAAUUAAUAAAAUUUUUAAAAAAAUAUAUGAUACGUGUUUGUUAUAUAUAAAUUUAGAAGAAUUUAAGAGAAAAGAACAAAUAAAUAUGAUAAACAAAAUGAAAUCAUUUAUAAAUGAUAGAAAUGAAUUUAUAGAAGAAAAAGCGAAAAAAUUAGAAAGAGUCAUAAAUAUAGAUAAGAAUAUUAGAAAUUUGAUAAAGAAAAUGGAAAAAUAUAUUUUAUAUUAUUUAAAAAAAAAGAGGCGUGUAGAAAAUUGUUUAUUACAAAAUUCUAAAUUACUUAAGAAAUGCGAGAUGCGAGAAAAGUGUAUUAGAAAACGUAUAAUAAAUAAUAGAAAUAAUGUUUAUCAUGAAAAUAAGAAUUAUUAUCUUAAAAUGAACAUAAUGGAUGAAUUUAUUGAUGAAAUAGAAAGGAUAAAUAUAAAAAAGAAAGAGAAAGAAAAAAAUCUAAAUGAAAUUAAAGAAAAAAUAUAUAACAAUGAAGCUAUCAAGAAUGAAGUAAAUGAAAUUGCUAAAAAAAUUAACCAAAAGAAAGAGCAGAUAUUAUGUUUAGAAAAGGAAAAAAUAAAUAUUGAAAAAAUGUAUCACUCAAUUGUUAUGAAUACAAAUUUAAAAAAAAGUCAUGAACGAUUUUUAGAUCAUCACAAAAAUUUUAUUCAUUCCAUAGUUGAAUUAAAAAAUUCAUUUUUUUUAGAAGACAAAAAGGAAGAAGGAUUAAAUGAAAUAAAUUCUAUCAUAAAACAAUUAGAACAUAUUUAUGAAAGUUGUUGUGAUAUAUAUAAUUUUUUAAAUGAAUCAUUUGAUUUCUCAAAUUAUAAAAAUAAAUUGAACGAAUUAAUAAACGUAAAGAAAGAAAAUUUAAAAGAAAAAAUAGAAGCUUACACAAAAACAAUUAACAGUUUAAAAAUAAAAGAAGCAGAAUUAAAAGGAAAAAUAGGAUUAAGGAAAGAAUAUAUCGACAAAUUAAAAAACGAUAUAAAAUCCAAGUUAUUUAUUAAUAUAGAAAAAGAAUAUAAAAAAAAAAUUGUGGAAAUACAUGUGUAUAAAAAUGUAAUAAAAGACAUAUGCAAUUUUUAUUUUUCCUUUGAUCAAGCGAUAAUUAAAUUUCAUUCUUUAAAAAUGCAAGAAAUUAAUAUAUCUAUAAGAAAUUUAUGGAGGAGAGUAUAUACUAGUACAGAUAUUGAUUAUAUUUAUAUAAAAUCAGAUGUUCAAACAGAAUGUAAUGAAAAAAUUAAUCAAAGAAGAUCAUAUAACUAUCGAGUUGUUAUGGUAAAAGAUAAUUGUGAACUUGAUAUGAAAGGGAGAUGUUCAUCAGGUCAGAAAGUUUUAUCUUCUAUCAUAAUUCGAUUGGCAUUAGCUGAAUCGUUUUCCAUUAAAUGUGGAAUAUUAGCCCUAGAUGAGCCAACAACAAAUUUAGAUAAGUAUAAUUCAAGAAAUUUAGCUAGUUUAAUUGCAAAUAUAGUAGAUCUUAGAAAAAAUAAUUCUACAUUCCAGCUUAUUCUUAUAACACAUGACACUUAUUUUGUUGAUGUUUUAUCACAAUAUGGAUUGACCAAUUGCUAUUAUAAAAUUAAAAAAGAUGAACAAGGAUAUUCUAGGAUUGAAAAAACACAAACAUAA
Plasmodium gallinaceum is the source of this 5406-nucleotide messenger RNA. RefSeq names its product DNA repair protein RAD50, putative (gene RAD50). The record is from RefSeq and is a predicted model, not a curated record. Gene Ontology annotation, molecular function: G-quadruplex DNA binding; double-stranded telomeric DNA binding; ATP binding. The transcript has a single exon. The coding region runs from base 1 to 5406 and encodes 1801 amino acids. Gene Ontology annotation, cellular component: Mre11 complex; condensed nuclear chromosome. Gene Ontology annotation, biological process: double-strand break repair; chromosome organization involved in meiotic cell cycle; telomere maintenance via telomerase. NCBI's taxonomy places the organism in Eukaryota, Apicomplexa, Aconoidasida, Haemosporida, Plasmodiidae.